AGUCGAGUCGCGUCCACGGCGGGAGGAGGACGUAUCCGCGUAACCGGGAAUCCGUUCUCGAACUCGCGUAUUUGUGGAAACUGUUUUCAUUGGUGUCAUUUGCAUACGUGAAGUGAAAUCUGAUUAAGUUACGGUGUGAUGUGAAUUUGUACUAUUUACUUGACUAAAUAAAUUGGAUUCGGUGAAUAAUUUGUGACUACCUAAUUUAUUAGUGCUCAUUACCAUUUUGGAUUUUUCUAUUUGCGGUGUGAUGCGCGCGCGCAUGUGAAGCGAUGGCGCGCGGGAGCGUGCUGCUCGUGCUAUGGGUGCUCGCCGUCGCCGCGGACAAACAUGACGAGCCAAGCUCUACUGAACCGGAACACAGCACAGUCGCUCCAACACCUCCUAUACCACUAAGGCCAGAAUACGCACAUCCAGCCGGUGUUGAAGCCCUUGAUCCAUACAAUUCAGAAAAGAACAAUGCUCCCCUACAUCACAGAGAUUAUUUAGAAGAAGAUUACGACCAUGAGUCUCAUAAAGAAGAUGAACACGAGAAUAGAGAUGACGCAGAUGAGUUGCCUUCUCUAUCAGGAGAUCAUCUCUUGCAGAGUUCUACAGAUGAUCUACCAAUGUUCUUGCUAGAACCGCAGCACGCGUAUGUAGUUCGUAAUAAGCCAGCAAUGCUGAGGUGUCGAGCAGCUAAUGCUUUGCAAGUGUACUUUAAAUGCAACGAUGUCCGUUCUGUUGGGAGCACACAAUUUGAAUUUGUGGAUCCUCAAAGCGGUGUGAGGAUAGUUGAGGCUGAAUGCAAUGUAACGAGGGAUCAUUUGGAGGAAUAUUUCGGUGAAGAUAGAUUUUCGUGUACAUGCCACGCGUGGAGUAGCCGAGGAGAUAUAAGAAGUCAGCCGGCUAUUGUUGAAUUAUCAUAUCUUAAGAAGCAGUUCGUGGUAUCGCCAUCACCGACAUCAGUAGAGGCAGGGUCGGCAGCAUCCCUCCGCUGUUCCCCUCCAGCCGCUGCUCCUCCUCCAAGAGUCUCCUGGCUGAAGCAUGGAGUACCGCUGCAGCAAGACCAUAAUGUGCUUAUAUCGGCGGAAGGGAAUCUGCUUAUAUCUAGAGCUACGUUACAGGACAUGGCGAACUACAGCUGUGUGGCUGAGAACAUUGCGGGGAAGAAGAUAUCGGAAUCUGCUACUUUAACCGUUUAUGUGAAUGGCGGAUGGAGUCAGUGGGGCCCAUGGACCCAGUGCCGGUGCAAUGGGCGCGUGGCGGGGCAGCGUCGCACCAGGACCUGCACGGAGCCCCAUCCCCUCAACGGAGGAGCACCCUGCCAGGGGCAGAGCGUCCAGAAGACCGCUGACUGCGUACUUUGUCAGAGUGCGUCUCCCGGCCGCUGGGCGGUGUGGACGGAGUGGUCGGUCUGCGGGUCAGACUGCAGGCAGACGCGGCGGCGCGCCUGCACGGGGGACGCGUGCUCUGGCGCGCAAGUGCAACACGCAGACUGCGUGGGGGACUACUGCGGGGUGCAUGGAGUUGCUGCUCACAGCGAUAUACCGCUAUACAUCGGGAUAGCGGUGGCAGUGGUGGUAUUCCUGGCGGGCGCUGCCGUGGUGUACAAGUUACUGCAGAGGAAGACCAGAGACCACUCCCUGUAUACUAUGACCAGAACGGAUUUUCAACCGGAGAUCUACCCGACUGUGGAGAAGCAGUCCCUAUCGCUGGCGCCAGACCUGAUGCAGCACCGUCCGCCAAGAUACGAGCACCCGCAGGCGGACCCGAGGACAGAGCACCAUUAUGAUGUUCCACAUCUCACUAACAGUUACGCGUCGCCGGUGGACCAUCAAGUGACUCCAUGCGCCUCGAGCAAGGGACAAAGCGACGAGUAUGACAGCAAGCCGUACACGGAGUCCGAGCACUCGGCCUCCAGUUGUUUUACCAGUUCCGGAUCGAUGUACGACGCAGCGAAUGAGUCAGUGACGCUCCAACUAGCGGAACUCGUUUCUAAUUCACCCAUUUCUCAAUCCUUAUCAGUAUCCGCUUCUGGAGCAAGACUCGCUUUACCAGCUGCCGGUGUUGCGCUGUCGAUACCAGAAGGGGCACUUGGUAGGGGACGCAGAGAACAGAUCUACGUCGCUGUUGUGAAAGACGAUAGAUAUAGAUCGAGAUUUGGAAAAGGUAUCACGCAACUCAGCCCAGUAGUUAAGUGCGGGCCUCCUCGUCUCCAGCUCAACAAGUCGGUCGUCCUUCAAAUACCUCACUGCGCCAGUCUCAAACACGGCUUCUGGAAUCUCGCCCUGUACGCCAUCGACCACAGCAAUUCCAAAACAGACGUCCAACCCCAAUGGAAGAAAAUAGUAAGUCUCGGCCAAGAAACCAUAAACACACCCGUCUUCACACAAUUGGAUACAGACAAAAUAUUCCUAGUAACAGACAUGCUAUCCACUUUCGUACUGGCGGGUGAAAGUUUUAAUGGAAAGGCAGUAAAGACACUACAAUUAGCGGUGUACGCACCUGCCUCAUUAAACGACUCAUGUACGGAGUACAGCAUACGGCUGUACGUUUUCGAGGAUACUCCGUGCGCGCCGUACUAUUGUCAAGAACAGGAGAAGAAGUUGGGCGGCGUGUUACUCGAGCGUCCGAAAACUUUGCUAUUCCAAGACGGUGGAUCCAACUUGUGUUUGAAUUUGGAACAUUUGAGUCCCGGCUGGAAAGCUAAACCAGGAAUCGGUUACCAAGAAAUCCCUUUCAACCACGUCUGGGGAUCCAACUACAAUGCUUUACAUUGCAGUUUCGUCUUAGAAAGGACGUACGAUUGCGAUAGCAUCGACUUCAGCAUCUCAGCGUGUCAGAGAACGAAUCCAUCUUACAAGCAGACGUUCCGAAUAUCUGUGGACGAUUUACGAAGCCGAUCGCCGCGAGGUCGAUCACCCCGCGAAUCGCAACGUAGUUUUAACAUUACAGAGAAUUUAUUGGAGGCGAGGAUGUGUAGGAGCGAGGACGGGAGCGAUGGGAGCGGUAAAAGGAACGUGACCGUUAACGAAACGGGAGUGAACGAGUGCGCUGAGAGCCCAUUUAAAUUAAGCGUUCGGUUGAAGAGGCAGCUAUGCGCCAUAUUGGAUCCGCCGAAUGCCCGCGGUAACGACUGGCGCGCUCUGGCUGCGAGGCUGGGAGUGGAUCGUUACACGACGUGGUUCGCCACAAAGAGCUCGCCUACGGAGGCCAUCUUGGAGUUGUGGGAAUGCCGAGAGCGCGGGCCCGGCGCCGUGGCCUCCUUAGCCGGCGCACUACGCCAAAUGGACAGGCACGAUGCGGCUGAAUUACUGCAGGGAAGACCCUCCUGGUUAUGAAUUCCUAAUCAGUACGACUCGAGUAAUCUACAUAAUACGUGAGUGUUGAAACACUGAAAAUAAUACAGUGCAUUUCUAAGCGACUGUUUGCUUAGACCGCCACGCAGGGCAGAGCACGAUCGCAUUUCAAACUGAGUUUUAAUGCAUUGGAAUAAGAUUGUGAAUUUACAUUUUAUAUCUUCGGGCGAUGAACGUGAAAAACGAAUCGUAUUUCAAUGCAUUAUUUAAAUGGAAUCUUUUGUCAUAAGAAUAAAUGAUAUAACGAGUAUCGUCAGAUGAGUUCAAGGUCAUUAUCAUAGCCAACAAUCUCACACUGGACUAAAAAGUAUCAGUCAGAUUUGGCUUUACAAAUAUGCUUUUAGAUACAAAUAACCCUGAAGGUGUCAUCAAAGAUUUUGAGGGGAUGUUUGGUAGGUGUUCAUGGUACUUGUGACUUACAAAUGGGUUUAUUAGAUGAUCAAUUCUACCCUUAAGUUAUUCUUAAAGCAAUGUGUCUAAACGAUUGUUGAUAAUAUGUGUAGUUUAAAUGUUGUUUAGAGCAAAACGAAAAAAAAAAUAGUUUCGUAGGCCGUCGGCCUAAUUUGUAAAAUCGUGGGUAUGUAGUUUAUUUUGUAUAGAGCCUAUAUAUAUUAUAUCUAUGCUGUAGAUAUGCGGGGAAAUAAAUUAUAUUGUAGUAGCAAUAAUAGUGCCUAACGUCUUAUAAAGAACGACACCAACGAUUUAUAGUUGGUAUACACGGUUGGUUAUUUUGUUAUUUUUUAUAAGUGUUUGAGUGUUCUACAUAUAACUAUAAACUAUAAUUAUUAUAGAGCUUGGUUCUUGUUUCUUUAGCUUACGAUGUAUUAUUUGUAUUGAUUUAUUAUGAUUUGAGUUGUUUUAUGCAAUAACCUUAUAUGAGAAUAUUGAAGUACCAACAAGAUUGAAGCCUUUUUUGUACGUACAUAAUAAUAAAAUUCAAGUUACUUAUCUACAUUGUGUUUCUCUGUGACUACAUGUAAUAUUUAUUUUUUAAUAGAUUUUACAAAACUUUGAAACUUAGGAUUUGGGAAGAUUUCAAAUAAAUUUCGCUCUUUGCAGAAAUGUUAAAUUAACAUUCGACUCGGUAUAGGUGUAACAAAAAAUAUUUAACUGCAAAAUAUAAAAUGUCAAAUUUAUUUAAAAUUAACCGAGUUAAUUUUCUUUUGAACACGGAAUACUGACAGACAGUUUUAACUAUUCAAAAGUGAUUUGAUGAUUUUGGAAUUUGGAAUUUGAUCAUAGAGAGGUUAUUGCAUAUAAGGACUUGUUUAAAUACAACGUGCCAAAUUGAUGAUGCCGCAGCAUUACUUUUGGCAAUAAUAUAAAAAAAUAAAAAUGCACUAUGCUGAGCUUAAAAUUAUAAGAUUCUAUGUAGUUUAGUAUGUUUGAUUUACUCUAUAACUAGAAAGACUUGUGUCCAAUGCAUUUAUUUAUAAAAUCAAUUAAACCUGUUUCCAUGUAGUGCCGAAUUUGAUAUUAUUUCAACCACCAUUGUUUUCGUAUUGACAGAAAAUUAUAAUAUUUUGUAUAACACAAGAUAAUUGUCUUAAUAAUAUAAAAAUGUUUUUAUAAAAUCAAAAAUAGCAAACGUAAAUGAAAAGAGGAUGUAGUCGAUGAUGAAAAUUAACUUUCAUUAUACGGAUUUUGAUGAAACUUUUACAUCAGAAUAACAACACAUUAAUAUAUUUAUAAGAACGGUGUCAUUACUAUUGAUAAUAACAAAAAAAAUAGUUUGAUUUGUACUAAAAAUGUCAUUACAAACAAUUAUUGUAUAACCGGUAAACAUGUUACUAGAUUAUAUUGUUUAGAUCGGCACUACUACAUGAAUCGACCUACACUUGCACUGCCAAUGUGUUUCAGUCAAAAUACCUAUUUACUUUAAACCAUUUACAUCUAAAUUGUAUUAAAUAAACCCUGGUACUCAUUGCGAUUGAGUUCUAGGUUUAUUUUUUUUUAUUAUUUUGACUUGUUUCUCGAACAUAAAAUUAAAAAAAAAUGUUUUUUCACUACAAGUCGUGCGCUUGUAGCAUGUUGCAAGUGAAAUUUGCCUGUAUGACGUUAUUAAUACUGUACUAUUAUCGUAAAUCACGGCAACUUUCAAGAGUGAAACGAACUAUCACCCGCACCAUGCUACAGCACAAACUAUAUUCCGAAAUACUUUAUAAAUCAAGAGUUAAGUUAAGUUUAUCGUAGUUGGCUGAAACGCAUUUUUACCUACGAAAUACUACUAACAUUUUUCUACUUAACGUCUGUAUAUAAAGAAGGCAUAGAUUGUAAAUACUUGUAUCGCAUUUAACACGUACUAUGAGAUGGGUUGCCAUGAAUUUUAAUUUUUAUUGGAUGGAAAUUUAAAUUGCGACGUCUUUAAGAAAAUCUCGGUAAAAAGCUUCAUCUCAACGCGCUGAGUCUGAGACUUAUUGUGUUAUUUUUUUUUUUUACUUAGCAAGUUUACGUAUUCCAAAAUCGUGGUAACCCUAAGCGAAGUGCAGACAAUCAAUAAAUAUUGCGGCGUUAAUGAUCACGUCAAUAAUUAUUGACGUUCAACGCGACGUUAUACACCUUUGUAGUAUCGAUAUAAGAAAUACGAUUACACUGUACAAUAUGUUACCAAAUGUAACGAAAAAUAUUAAACUUAUACAAUAUGGCUCCAAUACAAGUACUAUAAUUUUAAUAAUAAUUUUCUAUACGUUUGUACCGUUGACAUGAAAUUCAAGUGAUGUUACAAAAUAUGCUCGUAAUUUGGUUCAGAUUUGGUCCGAUACUGGCUACCCUUGCGCGAAACUAUAUCUAUGGUUAAAUGUAUAGUCAAUAACAAAUCUAUAUACUGAAAGUUUUAAAAAUAUUUAGGUUUAGCGUAUGCGGUUUUUGUAUUUUUCUACUGAACAAGUAACAAUAUUUUACCGCAAUAUUUAUUGAAUGUCUGCACUCCGCCGUACAUAAUAAUCAAGGCAACAAUGUUUUGUAUAUGGACAGAUGUCACCACUGUAGACUAUAUAUAUUUUUGUUAACGUGAUGACUAUUAAAAUAAAUGGAUCUGUGAUAAUUAAAAUAAUAUGAAAUAAAUUAUGUUUAACUGUGGA
This is a messenger RNA of Bicyclus anynana (squinting bush brown), 6421 nucleotides long. RefSeq names its product netrin receptor UNC5B. Lineage: Eukaryota; Metazoa; Arthropoda; Insecta; Lepidoptera; Nymphalidae. Gene Ontology annotation, molecular function: netrin receptor activity; protein binding. The record is from RefSeq and is a predicted model, not a curated record. Gene Ontology annotation, biological process: netrin-activated signaling pathway; motor neuron axon guidance. Bases 273 to 3323 code for a protein of 1016 amino acids. Gene Ontology annotation, cellular component: membrane. The transcript is spliced from 12 exons.